AUGGCAGUCAAAGCUGCAGUGCCGUUCUUGGUGGCUAUGAUGCUGUUGACGGGCGUGUGUAAUACACUAUUAACCAAGUACCAAGACAUGCAAUGCGUCAAGAACUGCGACUCUCCCUCGCCCAAGCAUCGCGAUCACUUCGAGCAACCCGUCCUCCAGACUCUCCAGAUGUUCGUGGGUGAGAUGGGUUGCUGGCUGGUGAUCGGCAUCUUCCAGCUCUACCAGCGGUAUGCGAGCGCGAGGGCAGGCUACGAGGCCAUUCCAGACAAUGAAGGGUCAGAUGACAGCGAAACGGGUGCUGUCGCCAAUCCGCUGAGGCCUGCGCAUCCCGAUGAUGAAGGCAGGAUACCGCUCGAGGGUCGGAGCAUCUUCUUGUUGGCGCUUCCAGCCUGCUGCGACAUCGCUGGAACCACGCUCAUGAACGUUGGCCUGCUCUUUGUUGCAGCCAGCAUCUAUCAGAUGACUAGAGGCGCACUGGUUCUCUUCGUUGGUCUGUUCAGCGUCUGGUUCCUUAAGCGCCAUCUUGGACUCUACAAGUGGUUCUCGCUCUUUGUUGUCGUAGCUGGUGUCGCUGUUGUUGGACUCGCAGGUGCCAUCACCAAGGACGACAAAGCAUCGCCUGGCCACCAAUCGAUUCAUGGUGAGGCAACCGGCUCGGUUGGCAUGGAGGCGGCGACUUCGCAGGCUGCUAUGACCAUCAUCGGUGUCCUGCUCAUUGCUGGCGCGCAGAUCUUCACUGCGACACAGUUCGUGCUUGAAGAGAGGAUCAUGGAGAAGUAUGCCAUGGAGCCGAUCAAGGUUGUUGGCUGGGAAGGUGUAUUCGGUUUCUUGGUUACGCUCGUUGGCAUGAUUAUUCUACACUUCGCCAUUGGAACUGGAUACUUCAACGCUAGAGAGGGAUUGUACCAGAUGACGCACUACCGCGCUAUCGCAGUGUCUUCGCUGUUGAUCAUGGUCAGCAUUGGUGGCUUUAACUUCUUCGGUCUGUCCGUAACUCGCACCGUCUCUGCUACCUCGCGCUCUACGAUUGACACUUGCCGCACACUCUUCAUUUGGAUUGUGUCGCUUGGUCUGGGCUGGGAGACGUUCAAGUGGCUUCAGGUUGCAGGUUUCGCUCUCCUGGUGUACGGUACCUUCUUGUUCAAUGACCUAAUCCGCCCACCGAUCAAGGCGUGUGUGGAGAGGAAUAACGAGCCUCUGCUACCUGAGGGUCCGAUCGAGCAUCUUUAG
Alternaria atra is the source of this 1230-nucleotide messenger RNA. RefSeq lists its product as uncharacterized. Gene Ontology annotation, cellular component: intracellular membrane-bounded organelle; Golgi membrane. The record is from RefSeq and is a predicted model, not a curated record. Lineage: Eukaryota; Fungi; Ascomycota; Dothideomycetes; Pleosporales; Pleosporaceae. The transcript is spliced from 3 exons. The coding region runs from base 1 to 1230 and encodes 409 amino acids. Gene Ontology annotation, biological process: pyrimidine nucleotide-sugar transmembrane transport. Gene Ontology annotation, molecular function: pyrimidine nucleotide-sugar transmembrane transporter activity.